AGAAGGGAAUAUGAUGAUUACAAAGAAAAAAUGUUACAGAAGGCAUGUCAAGCAAAAUCUGAUGAUAAAAUAAAUCAAUGUAAAUGUCGCAUAAUAGAUUUGGAGGAACAGCUUCGUAUUUUAAAACACGAGACUAAAUGUAAACAAGAAGCCAAUCACUUCCUGAAAAAUAAUAUUGAAUCAAUGGAGAAAGAAUUAUCUUCUGUAAGAAUAGAAGCAGAAAAUUAUAGACGUUCCCAUUCUGUUGAUAGUAUAGAGUACAAAAAACGAAUUUUAGAAUUAGAAAAUAUCAUCAAAAUACAAAAAGAAGUAGAAUCAAAAUUAAGACAAAGUUUAGAUAACAGUGAAACAGAGCUUCAAAAGUCAAGGAAACUUUUGGAACCUUUUCAUAUAGAAUGUACUCCAGAAGAAUUAUCUAUGUGUAGUGGAUACCAAUUUAGACAAGAGAAUACAACUCAGCUUGUUAAUAUAUUACAAGAAGCAGUACAAUCUACAAAAAAUGGUCUUCAAGAUAUUGAAUGCGAACUUAAACUGCUGGUACGUGAAGGAUCUGCUCAACCUUGUACUACAGUAACUUCGGUAAUGACGAUCAUUGAUAAAUUAAGAAAAUAUGAAGGACAAUUAAAAAAAUGUUAUGGAGAUAUAGAAAAUCUUAGAAAUACAUUGUGUUCCAAAGAUAAACUUUUAGAAAAUAUGAACCAAGUAGUUAUGAUCCAGAGUGAUUCUAUAGCAGUAACACAAAAUGAACUUAAGAGUCUCUAUAAAAAACAACAGGAAAAGAUUAAUAUGCAGGAUCUUAUUAUAGCUCAAUGUGAAAAAGAAAAAAAAGAAUUAUCGAAACAGAAUGAACUUCAAGCACAGACAAUUGGACAUUUGCAAAAUGCUGUGGUUGAAGCCAAAAGAUGUUUAGAUAGUAUGGGACAUAAAGCAGUAAGUGAUGUGAACGAACUGUGGAGUUCGAUUUCGUCGAGUUCAACAUUCGGUCACGGGAAUGUGCAUGAUGUUUAAAUUGCUUUUAUGAACAUAUUGAACAAUGAUUUGAAAGUAUACUAAGAAGCUUAGAGAACUAUGUAUGUAUGUAUGUAUGUAUGUACUAAUAGUAAUUAUUAUUGUAAAUAUUUUUCAAAUAUUAUCAUUAAAAUGGUAAUUUACGCAAAUGAGA
Polistes dominula (European paper wasp) is the source of this 1162-nucleotide messenger RNA. RefSeq lists its product as uncharacterized. NCBI's taxonomy places the organism in Eukaryota, Metazoa, Arthropoda, Insecta, Hymenoptera, Vespidae. The record is from RefSeq and is a predicted model, not a curated record.